This is a messenger RNA of Chenopodium quinoa (quinoa), 2606 nucleotides long. RefSeq names its product nudix hydrolase 16, mitochondrial-like. The record is from RefSeq and is a predicted model, not a curated record. Lineage: Eukaryota; Viridiplantae; Streptophyta; Magnoliopsida; Caryophyllales; Amaranthaceae. The coding region runs from base 1602 to 2159 and encodes 185 amino acids. The transcript has 4 exons. Gene Ontology annotation, molecular function: pyrophosphatase activity. Gene Ontology annotation, cellular component: nucleus; cytoplasm.
AUGCAAUCUUUAUGCUUUUAGUGCAGUUUAUGCAGAAUAAUUAUAUAAAUGUUUUCAUUUUUGUGUAUUAUUAUUGUCAAUCUAUAGUCAGUGUUAUAUAUUCUGUGGAUGUCGUCUAGCUUAGUUGGUACAAUAUCGGGGAUGCUUAUCUUGAAUUGAAAUCAAAUUACGUCUAUAUUGCUAUCAUUCCGCUUUGGGUCUUUCUGUACAUAGGAAAAAAGAAUUUUGUUAUUUUAUUUCAUUGGUCAAGUGUUUUUGGGUCAAGUGGCUUAUAAUUGUUUCAAUGCUCUUGAUUUGUUUAAUGAUUAUUGCUGAAUGGUAUUCAAUCUUAUUUAUUAUAAAAUGAAAAGGGAUGUGGGAAUUUGGGGUUGUUAGAAUGUUAGUACAUAAAUGUCAUUGCUAGAAUUGGUCAAGCUAUAUGGUUAUUGGUAUAUAAAAAAUCGUAUGGAAUAGUGCUUAGAAUUUCUUUCAUUUCUGUCGUUAACUUUUCGGGAAGAUGUUCAAGUCUUUGAUUUUGGGACAUAUAAUUGGGGAGGUUGAUCGCGUUUUUAAGCAAUGAUUGCAUUUGAAACUGCUUAAAGUUUGUUUGCAGCCAUAUCGAAAGUUGAUGGUUGAUGAGGUUUGAGCAGUCAUUUGGGUUUUUGGCUGCCUUGGAUAAGCUCACACUAACCCGUCAAUUUGGUGGGAGUAAAGGAUCGUCAACAAGGGCGUUCUAGUGCAUUUUAAGUUUGGUUGGUGUUUGUGUUUGGUUGCUCUAUAAUGUUUUGAGAAAAGAGUAGUGCAAAUGCCCAAGUCUUAUGUUGUUGGCUAUUGCGGGAUGAUUCUAAGCAAAUUCCUUAACAACACAGAGUAUGAACGCAUUGUGUCCCGUGUUUAGAGGUUUUUAUAUUCACAUCUUUACUUCAUACUAGCAGUGGAAAGAUUACCUCAACGCUUUUUUCCCAGAGAAUUUUUGAAACUAAAUAGAUUUCUCUUUAUUGAUAGUUGUCGUAGACAGCAGCACUAGCUUCCAUUUCUUAAAGAGGGACUAGCUGUCACACAAAUUAACCUUUCUUUUUCUUUUUUGAGGAUUGGUGCUGCAACAUUGAUCUUUGAGCACGUCAUGCUCUUGAUUUGAACAUAUAGAAAGUUAAUGUUUAAUAAGGUUUGAGACUUUGAGCAAUAUAGCUCAAUUCGGUUUUUGCUUUUUUGCUGCCUUGACCCUAAGGUGUUUGUGUUUGGUUUCUCUAUAUUGUUUUGAGCAAAGAGUAGUGCAAAUGUGAAUUGCUUAUACUGUUUGCUAACGCAUAAUGAUUCUAAGUAAAUCUCAACAUCUCUUGAGUAUGAACUUACUGUGUCGGGUUUGGAGAGGUUUUUAUAUUCACAACCUUACCCCAUACUAGUUGGAAGUAGUGGAAAGAUUAGCUUAAAUUUUUUUACAAGAGCACUUUUGAAAAACAAAAUAGAUUUCUCUUCAUCGGUAGUAGUUGUAAACUAGUAGCACAAGCAUCCAUCUCUAAAAAAACUGACAGUUGUCACAUAAAUUAGGCUUUCUUUUUUGAGGAUUGGCAACAUGAGAAGUGAGAAGAGGGGUAGAAAUAGGGGAUACAAAUGAUUUUCUUAUGAUUGGUAAGCACAUGCAGAAGGUGGAGCUAUUUUUUGGUGCGUGUGUGUGUGUGUGUGUGGAGGAGUUGCAUCAUGGAUCCUUGAGCACAUCAUGCUCUUGGUGUAUCCCUUUUAGAUAUAGAAAUUCUGCAGAAAGUGAUGGAACAGAAUCAGAGAAGAUUGUGGAAGUGCUUAUGAUCAACUCAACUAGUGGACCAGGUCUUCUGUUUCCUAAGGGUGGCUGGGAGAAUGAUGAAACUGUAGAGGAGGCAGCAAGGCGUGAAGCAAUAGAAGAGGCUGGUGUCAAAGGCGACAUACUGGAUUUUUUGGGUUACUAUGACUUUAAGAGCAAAACCCUGCAAGAUGAUUUUAGCCCGGAAGGUUUAUGCAAGGCUGCUAUGUUUGCAUUGCUUGUGAAAGAGGAGCUGGAGUACUGGCCAGAACAGAGUACACGUCAGAGGAGUUGGUUAACCAUACCCGAAGCUCUAGAUUGUUGCCGGCACCCAUGGAUGCGACAAGCCCUUGAAGAAGGUUUCAUAAAGUGGCAUGCCAGUAGGACAACAGGCAGCGAGUGAGAAAGUGAUGUAUUGCUGGACUUACAGAAACUGAGUGAUUUGGUUCAAGAGAGAAUUAUGUUGCCAAGACAGCUUUUCUGCCUUCUUGUUUCUUCCUUGCUUCUGGGUGUUGAGUUGCGAAAGAUGGUAAUUGGUGUGCGUCUUUAGGGUUUUGACAUGGUUGUUUAGAUUUCAUUCUCAGGAUUUCUUUAGGCGUUUUUGUCUCCGAGAAGUCUUUUUCAUUUUUGGCUCAACUGACCUCUUUGACUUGUUUAAAAUUACUGGGAAAAAGGCAUGCUUUUGAGCUCUCCCAACUGUUUUUAGAACUGUCUUCUUAUUUCCAUUAGAAACUGUACAUUGUGAAAAUUACUAUGGAGAUUAUACACAACUAAUUGUUCUCCUUUUUUUUUGACUGUUUGUUUAUCACAUUCAUAAAUACUUGAUUAUGCUUUGCAAAUGAUUUUCCCA